Molecule: messenger RNA, 1372 nt
Organism: Gallus gallus (chicken)
Lineage: Eukaryota; Metazoa; Chordata; Aves; Galliformes; Phasianidae
Gene: LYRM7
Product: LYR motif containing 7
Exons: 6
Coding region: 434-838 (134 amino acids)
Biological process (GO): mitochondrial respiratory chain complex III assembly
Source: RefSeq, a predicted model, not a curated record
AUCGGUCGCCAUGGCGAGCCGUGGGAGGGUGAGUGCAGUGCGCAUGCGUGGUGGGGAGCAGGCUUCCGCGGUUGGGAGUAGCUGGUCCCGGUGGGUGACCGCCCGCCCGGUUUCAGGCCCAACGGAUCGGGUUUCCAUUGCCCUGUGGGGUUGCCUCGAGUCAAAUGGAGCCUGGGCCGAACAGGGAAAGGACGGAGGCGGCCCGCGCGGGGUCGUUCAGUCGGGGUCGUCGCCGUCCCUUCCCCGUUCGACCCGUACCCGCCUGAGCUUCCGGGAAGGAGGCAAACGUCGAGGAGAGGGGGACGGCGGCCGCUGUCCGCCGGCGGGAUGGGGACUGUAGUGCUGUGUUCGGUGCCAGCUUCUGCAGUUUCAACCACGUGGGGAAUGGUUCAUGAACAGCACAGGUCUUUGCUGGCUGUGAAUUAUUGAGGACAUGGAAAGCAAGUGGGAGUUAGCAGAGUCCACCUCUUCCAUAUGUGUGCACACAUGGUUUAACUCAUUGUCAACUCCUAUACCAAGUCUUGUUAAAGAAAAGGCUUUGAGGCUUUUUAAAUUGUUACACAGAACUCGGCAAGAAGUUUUUAAGAAUGAUACAAGAGCCCUUGAAGCUGCAAGACAAAAGAUAAAUGAAGAAUUCAAAAAUAACCAAAGUGAGACAUCUGAAGAGAAAAUAAAUGAGCUUCUGAAAAUAGCUUCAGAUGUUGAAGUGAUUCUCAGAACUUCUGUUAUUCAGGCAGUUCACACAGAUUCCGACAAAAUAUUGCUCUUGCCCAGGAAGGAUCUGCUACAAGACAAUAUUCCUUACUUUGAUAAACCAACCAAAAAGCAUGAAUCCUGAGAAGAGUGUGCCAUUCUCCCCAGUAGGUUAAAAUGUGAUAAUGAGUACUCUGAAAAACAGUAGUAGGUACCUGUCUUAAUUGUUUUCCAAAUUUUGAUUUUAAUUUAAUGCCAAGUAAAUGUGGACUGAAGCCAGUUUUGUUUGUUAUAUCACCAUGGACUUCUUUUGAGGAAGAUAGUACUAUUUCCACAGAAACUUGAGAGUCACAAUUUCCUUGGAAAAGAAAGUGUGUAAAUAUGUGUACUACUGAAUUGUGUUACUUCAGAGAGGAGUAUCAGAUAUAGAUUGUUUCCUAGCAGUCUAGAACUUUGAGGAACUAAAUGCAAGUGAACUGCAGCUCUUAAUCCUGAUAACAUUACAUUAUAUACUGCUUUGAAGUAACUGAAAACCAUGUUGUAGAACUUAAUGUUAAAUUUAUGCUUCACAUCAAAAAGCUUGGAUUCUUAAGUUAUCAUUAAUUCUAUGCUGAAAUACUGUAAUGUUUGAGAAAGUUCCUAAGGCUUGUCUGAAUAAAUUAUUCAGGUGUUACAGAAA